AUGCCUUACCAAGUUAAAGCAUGGUUUAUGGUUGAUUCAAGUGAGAAUCCAAAAGAAAUGUGUCAUUAUGAUAUACCACGUUUAGUUUCUGCUGAUUAUUUAGCAAGUAUUGGUGUAAGAUUUGAAAAGAUUUCUGUUGAUGAGGGUAUUGAUAAAGUUAUAGAAUAUGGUAAAAAAAUUGGUUAUGAAUGCCAUGAUAUAGUUACUAUUAAUGAGAAUAUAGAAAAUUAUGAUGAAAAACUUAAGUGUUUCUAUACAGAACACCUUCAUACUGAUGAUGAGAUAAGAAUUUGCUUAGAUGGUUCUGCUUACUUUGAUGUAAGAGAUAAGGACAAUCAAUGGAUAAGACUUAAAUUUACUGUUGGAGAUUUGAUUGUCCUCCCAGCCGGUAUUUACCAUAGAUUUACUGUUGAUUUAUCUAAUAAUGUUAAAGCUCUUCGCCUCUUCAAAUCUAAUCCAUCAUGGCAAGCUUACAAUCGUGAUGAACAGGUUGAUUCAAUGAAAAUUCGUUCAGAGUACUUGGCAAGGAUAAAUAGUAGAUAA
Molecule: messenger RNA, 543 nt
Organism: Strongyloides ratti
Lineage: Eukaryota; Metazoa; Nematoda; Chromadorea; Rhabditida; Strongyloididae
Product: 1,2-dihydroxy-3-keto-5-methylthiopentene dioxygenase
Exons: 2
Coding region: 1-543 (180 amino acids)
Molecular function (GO): acireductone dioxygenase [iron(II)-requiring] activity
Source: RefSeq, a predicted model, not a curated record